Molecule: messenger RNA, 1065 nt
Organism: Indicator indicator
Lineage: Eukaryota; Metazoa; Chordata; Aves; Piciformes; Indicatoridae
Gene: ZDHHC1
Product: zinc finger DHHC-type containing 1
Exons: 8
Coding region: 1-1065 (354 amino acids)
Biological process (GO): peptidyl-L-cysteine S-palmitoylation; protein targeting to membrane
Cellular component (GO): Golgi apparatus; endoplasmic reticulum
Molecular function (GO): protein-cysteine S-palmitoyltransferase activity
Source: RefSeq, a predicted model, not a curated record
AUGAACAUCUGCACCAAGCCUCCCAAUAAGAUAGCAGCAGAGAGCCUGGGCCAGGCUGCUGCAGAGGGGCAGGCCCAGCGUGCUCGAAGGAAUGGCUGGAGCUGGCCUCUGCACCUCUUCCAGGUCACUGCCUGGCUGCUCUACCUCUUCUAUGCCCUGGUUGGCUUUGGGAUCCUGGUGCCUCUCCUGCCCCACCACUGGCUGCUGGCUGGCUAUGUUUGCCCAGGGGUCUGCUUUCUCUACCAUCUCAUUGUCCAUCUCAGUGCAGUCUCCAUUGACCCUGCAGAUGCAAACGUCAGAGACAAAAACUACCUGGGGCCUCUGGCCACCUUCACUCGUGGCCAACAUGCACAUAUCAUUGAAAACCACCAUUGCCAUGUCUGUGAUGUGGAUGUGAGUGCCAAGUCCAAGCACUGUGGGACCUGCAACAAGUGUGUCUGUGGCUUUGAUCACCACUGCAAGUGGCUCAACAACUGUGUGGGAGAGAGGAACUACUGGCACUUCCUGAACUCGGUGCUCUCAGCCCUCCUGGGCCUUGGCCUCCUGCUGCUGGUCGCUUGCUACAUCUUCCUGGAGCUCUUCCUGGACCCGGGGGUGCUCCGCUCUGACCAGCACUUUGAUGCUCUGAAGAACCACACAGACUGCUGGUUUGUGUUCCUCCCUGCAGCUCCCCUGGUGACUCCAGCCUGGGCCAUACUGCUCACUGCUGGGGUUUUCAUCCUGCUCAGCCUGCUGACAGUGGUCCUGCUUGGCCACCUCCUGACCUUCCACAUCUAUCUCAUGUGGAACAAGCUGACCACCUAUGAGUACGUCCUGCAGCAGCGCCUCCAGCAGCUGGGGAAAGAGGAGGAGGCUUUGCUCUGGCCCAGCCUGGCUGUGCAGCCCCUGGCAGUCCAGCAGAGGAAUCCUCAGCAGCAAGACAAAGGAGCUCGACCGGAGCGGGAGACCCCUGCUCAGCCCUGCACGGUGCUUGGCACCCCUGGUACCCCCGGCCGCCGCCAGCCUGCCGCCCGCCGGCCGCAGCCGAGCCCGCGGUGCGCUGCGGACGCGCGGUUGCUGCGGUGA